Molecule: messenger RNA, 9501 nt
Organism: Bactrocera dorsalis (oriental fruit fly)
Lineage: Eukaryota; Metazoa; Arthropoda; Insecta; Diptera; Tephritidae
Product: protoheme IX farnesyltransferase, mitochondrial
Exons: 4
Coding region: 140-1159 (339 amino acids)
Biological process (GO): regulation of transcription by RNA polymerase II; gliogenesis; heme biosynthetic process
Cellular component (GO): mitochondrion; mitochondrial membrane; nucleus
Molecular function (GO): DNA-binding transcription activator activity, RNA polymerase II-specific; RNA polymerase II cis-regulatory region sequence-specific DNA binding; protoheme IX farnesyltransferase activity
Source: RefSeq, a predicted model, not a curated record
AGAAUAGAGCUGAUUGGCAGCAAACUCGAUUACUGGAUAGAAGAAUCUCCGAUCUCUACUCUGAUUUAUUACAUCAAGAUUUGUUACUAAGGGAAAGGAAUCGAUAUGGUAUUUUAAAUGUGCAUAAAUUAUCAUAAAUAUGAUUCUUUGGAGAUCCUAUCCGAGGAGUUAUAUAAAAGCUCUAAAGUUUACUAGAUAUUUCCCCAUAUGUCACGUAUCAAAUCGUUUUACUUCUGUAAGAAAAUGUCCAAACGUGAUAAUAGUACCUGUUACAACAGCACCAUUCAUUGCUCAAAAAUCUAACAAUGAAAUUAAAGGUUUAACACAAAAUGUAACUGGAAAUAAUAUUAAGGGUAACUUAUGGCAGCCGAGCCCAAAUACCGAGUUCAAAAACAUGAGGAGUUAUAUUAAAAAAUUGUCGAAAUUUCGUUUGACGUCUCUUGUGGUUAUAACGGCGAUGAGUGGAUAUGCAAUGGCCCCGGCUCCUUUUGAGCUCUACACUUUUCUAUCAUGCUCUUUGGGUACGGGCUUGGUUUCUGCUGCCGCGAAUGCUAUUAACCAAUAUCAUGAAGUACCAUUUGACUCACAAAUGUCCCGAACUAAAAAUCGGGUUUUAGUAACUGGACAGGUAACACCUCUCCAUUCAAUUGAAUUUGCGGUUAUAUCAGCAACGGCGGGGUUAAGUUUGCUAUAUUUUGGAGUAAAUGGGUUAACAGCCAUUCUUGGAGCUUCGAACCUUUUUUUAUAUACAUCUGUAUACACGCCGUUAAAAAGAAUUAGUAUUUUAAAUACAUGGAUUGGAUCGCUUGUGGGUGCUAUUCCUCCGCUAAUGGGAUGGUCUGGUUGUACUGGAAACCUCGAUGUAUCAGCAUUUGUACUAGCAGGAGUACUCUUUGCCUGGCAAUUCCCUCACUUUAAUGCGUUGUCAUGGAAUCUUCGGCCCGAUUAUUCGCGUGCUGGAUAUCGAAUGAUGUCUGUGACUAAUCCUGCACUAUGUCGACAAACUGCUUUGAGAUAUACUGCAUUAAUUACAUUGUUAUCUGCAUCUGCGCCUAUUUUAAAUUUAACUUCAUAUUGGUUUGCCUUGGAAUCAUUUCCUUUAAACGCUUACUUCUGUUAUUUGGAUUUGACAACGAGGAAGUUGCAACAAGUACUUUGAAGUUGCUAGUGAGAGUCCGGUUGGAGACGGAAGGAGAAAAAAGCGAAAAAAGAAGUAAUUUCUGUAGAGCCAAGUUCUUUGUGAGAUGCAGAAAGUUCAAACAAAGGAACAGAUUUUUCGAAAGUUUCUGAAUUUAUUGACCACCUAUAAACGCAUCAAACAGCGGAAUAACCAACCCGACCGCAACGCUACUAUAUGGACAUUUUUAACGAACGGUAUAUGGCAUACGUCAUUCAAUCAAUUCACAACCAAAUAUUCUGCAAUCGUCGGCCAAAAAUACCUUUGAGGAAACUUUAACGGUAACGGAGGAUAAAGCGAUUCGCCCAGUGCUGGCGCUAAAAAGGGAAAGUGGAUGCAGGCAAACAGACUUCCAGACUGAAUUAUUUUAAUUAAUACUUAUAUGUGGCAAUUAGCCAUUUUUUUAAUUAAAUUAAAACUCCUCUGCUGCAAUUAGCCUUUUUGAUAUUCUUGCAACCUGUUGUUAUAGAGUAUACUAGUUUUUUUUCACCUCACGGUUGUACGUAUCACCUAAAACUAAGCGAGAUAAAUGUAGGGUUAUAUAUACUAAAUAAAUGAUGAAAAUGACGAGAAAAGUUGAAAUCCGCGUGACUGUCUAUCUGUCCGUCCGUCCGUGCAAGCUGUAACUUGGGUAAAAAUUUAGAUAUCUUGACGAAACUUGGUAAUGCGCAUUACUUAGUACAAAAAAGGUAAGGGUUCGUAGAUGAGCGACUUCAGACCACUGCCACGCCCACAAAUGGCCAUUAACCGAAAACAUAUAAAGUGCCGUAACUAAGCACUAAAUUAAGAUGUCAAGCGGCCCGCCCUUUAAAAAGUUUAAUGUCCAUAUCUCCUAAACCACUUAAUAAUAAUAAUACCCAACGAUUACCCUCCUCCCGCCCAACCGACGCGAGGGGCGCAAUCCGCGAACGAGCGGAAUUAGCCGAGUCAUAAAAGGCAAGAGAGUUUUAAGCGUUGCGAUCUCAAGCUGCUCAGCUACAGAAACAAAAAUUUCAACAGCCAAAAUUAAGAAUUAAAUUAAAGUUUAUAAUUUUUAGAGAGUAGAUAAAAUAAUUUUUUUAAUGGUAAAGAGUGAGUCUGUUAGAUCAAAUGUGCUGGAAUGAGAAUUGAAAUCAUGACAUAUACGGCAGAAUGGUUCGUUUAACUCAAAAUUUGUUCUAGAAAAUUUUAAAAGUAAGGGUCUAAACUGCCUGGUAGAGCGGGCUACAGACUGACCCAAUCAUGAGUUUUACUAGAAAUAUUAUACCAAGCAUCUCCCUAGGACUAGCGAGUGUCGGGAGAUUUAUAAGUUUUAAGCGGUUAGUGUAAGGGGGAAGAUUUAAACUGGAAUCCCAAUGCAAAUGAUUUAAGGCAAGAAGUAAAAAUUGUUUUUGAACGGACUCUAACUUAUCUGAAUGGACUUGGUAACUAGGGUUCCAAACCACAGAAGCAUACUCUAAUAUAGGCCUUAUCGAGAUGUAAAAAGAAUUUUUGUGGUAAACGGAUCUCUAAAUUCUUUAGACCAACGUUUAACAAAACUAAGAGCGUCUUUAGCUUUAAAAACCGUGGCAGAUGCGUGAAGAUCAAAUUUAAGUUUGGGGUCCAUAGUUACUCCCAGAUCAACAAAACUGCAUAGUUGUUCAAACCUAAAGUUUCGUAUGAAGUAGGGUCUACAGAUUUACGUGAAAAGCACAUCGUUUUACAUUUUUUAAGGUUCAAUGGCAUGUCAUUUCUAUCACACCAAGAAACUAGGUUGUUUAAGUCUGUUUGCAACUGACAUCUUUCGCUGUUUGAAGUAUACGUUUUAAAAAGUUUUACAUCGUCAGCAUAUAAUAAAACUUUUGAAGACUUAACAACAGAUGAUAUGUCAUCAAUAAAUAACAAGAACAGAAUUGGACCUAGAUGGCUACCUUGUGGAACGCCUGAAGGUACAUUGAUAAUGUCAGAAAAAUGAUCGUUAAAUAUGACUUGUUGAAUUCUAUUACUAAGAUAACAAGCAACACAUUUUAGAAAUAUUGGUUGAAACCAAGAAGAUCAAGUUUAUUCAAAAGAAUUGAAUGGUUUACUUUAUCAAAAGCUUUACUAAAAUCUGUGUAUAUAACAUCAGUAUUCUUAUUCUCCCUAAAGCCCGUUGAUACAUGUGAUGGAAAUUCAAGCAAAUUGGUUAUUGUAGAUUUCCCUUUACGAAAACCGUGCUGAGAACAAGAAAUUAGUGGAGAGAUCCGGAAGGUUAUGUCGUCUGUUAUAAUUGCUUCAAAAAGUUUAGGUAUUGCAGACAACUUUGCUAUUCCCCUAUAGUUUUCAGUAGAUGACCUAAGUCCACUCUUAUGUAAAGGCAUUUUAAAUGACUUUUUCCAUAUGGAUGGAAAUAAGCCUUGCAUAAGAGAUGAAUUAAAUAGUUUUGUUAGGGGUUGGUAUAUAUAUUUGGCACAUUUCUUAAAAAAGCAUGAGGAAAUCACAUCUUGGCCUUAAUGACAUGAUUGUUCUAACAUAUUUAACUGAUAUAAGACGUCUGCUUCGGAAAUGGUAGGUGCAUUAAUGACAGAAAUCGGACAUAAUUUGUGCUGAUGCGGAACAUUUUUUGGAGAUUUUGGAGAGUAAUUAGACUUAAAGAAUUCAGCGAACAUAUUAGAAAUGGUGUGAUUGUCACUACAUACUAGACUUAUAUUUCAUAGCGGACGGUAAAUUAGAAAUCCUGCGUUUGGAGUUGACGAAACCAUAGAACAAUUUUGGAUUACGCAUAAUAUUAUUUUUUACUUUAUUUAUAUAAUUAUUAUAACAUAUUUUGUUAAGUUCAGCAAAUUUUCGACGCAAUUUAGAAUAUUUUGAAUAGUCAGCAACUAAACCAGUUUUUUUAAAAAGAUUAAAAGCACGAGAAUUUCAAUUUUUUAAUUUACAUAAUUCUUUCGAAAACCAUAAAUUAGAACUUAUUUUUUGAGUAACAACACACUUCGGAACAUAUUUUUCGAAUAAGUUUAAAAUAGUUUCAUUAAAGUGGGAAGCACUAAAUUCAAUAUUGCCACUGUAGUCUGGCCAAGUUACUUUAGAAAGUUCGUUAUUAAUCUUCUUAAAAUUAGCUUUCGCAAAGUUGAACCGAAAACAAAGGUCUUGUGUAUUAUUAUGAGCAAAGUAGGCUAUGAUUUUGAUGUUAAUUUCCUGUAUAUGAUACGGGUCCUCGGGCCGAACCCAAGGAUCACAUCGGACAACGGACAAUAUUGAAGCGUUAUCAACAUAAUCUAGAACUAAGAACUUACCAAACUCGUUUGAAAUUAAUUUGGUUAAGACUCAACUCCGACAUUUCAUCUAAGAACUCGUUAAAACAUAAGCAAGUACUAAUAGGUAUGGUGGAAUCAUCAAUAGAGUUCCAUGAUAGGAACGGUAGAUUGAAAUCUCCCAAAACAAUCAUGGAAUCAGUAUUAUUAGCCAUCGAAAAAACAUUAUUUAUUAAUGAAGCAUGUUGCAUAUAUUGUAUACAGAUAUAUCCGAGUGAGGCGGUAUAUAAGAUAAAGUUAAGUAGAUAUGACCACUAUUAGCGCAAAUACGAAUGCACUUAAAUUCUAUGAAGUCUGCAUGCGGAACAUCGACUUCUUCAGAUGGAAUUGAAGAAUGAACAGCAACCAAGACAAACCUCCUUUUCUGUUCAGUCGGUCAUAUCUAAAGAUUUCGAAUUUGCUGUUGAAUAUUUCAUUAUCAAAAAUGUGAGGCUUUAGCCAAGUUUCUGUGAAGGCAAUGAUUUUAAAGUUGCAAUGACCGCUAUUUAAAUACAAAUCAGCAAGUUUUGUGUUAAGACCUCUAACAUUUUUAUAAUAAAUAUUCAGCGAAUUAUUGUUAAUUAGUUUUUUGUAAUCACGGGAUUUCUUGGCAAUUUAGGGAUAACUACGGGGGGCUUAUCGCGUUUGUGAUCGAAUUCGCGCAUAAAGACCCCAGACGUCGAUCUUAAAUGACGAAAUAUCCCUGUUGUAUUUGAAAUUAAAUUUACGGAUGUCUGUAUCUUCCGUUUUUAAUUUCGACGAGAUGUAACUUUUUAUAUCGUCGACUAUCGUAUCCGCAGCAAGUCUCGAAAUAAAAAUUGCCCUUUUCCGUGGUAUUACAACUAAGUUGUUAUUAGCUGACUUGGAGGUAUUUGGAGGCGGAUCUUGUGAAGUUUUCCGCUUACCGUGCUCAGUAACAGUUUUCUCUGUGUCUUGAGCGGACGGAACCUUCUCUCCUUGAGGACAAGGGGAUGAAAGAUUAAUGAGGUCAAUAGUGGGUGGAGGCAUUCUCUUUAAGGAAGAUACAGUGGUAUCUUCAUCAGAAGGACGUUUACGUUUAGCUAAAGGUUUUGGAUUUUCUUCCCGCACAUUUAGGCAUUGAAAUGAUUGAAACAGCCUAAAUUUUUCAGUAAGGGUUUCAAGCUCUCGACCAAUCUCCUUGAAAUCAUUGCGCGCCUGCUUAAAAACUUUAAACAAUUCUCUUUCUGUUGGUUUGCAUUUUAAGCAAGACCAGCGCAAGCCCUUACCGUCGAGAAUAGAAUCCAAUAUCCUACCUCUCAGUCCAGCACAUUUAAGAUGGGCAAGCCCAUCACAAAGGCAGCAAGAAACAAAGCGUUCCGACUCGCCUUUCACAGAGUCGGUAAGUUACAAGCCAUAAUGAACAAAAAAUAAUAUUAAAUCAUGUAAAAAAUGUUAAAUAAUAAAAGUAAAAGAGCAAUGACAAAAAUAUUUAUAACAAAUGAGUGCAAUAAAAAUAGUUGGUUAGCAAAGAUAACAACCAAUGUAGCGAGCAGUUUGAGAUACACUGUAACACACGAAAAGUAAGAAACUCGCGAACAGUUGUGGACAAAGAUGGAAACGAAUAAAAACAAGAAACAAAAUUAAAUAAGCAAUAUAAAUUAACACUAACAAAAACAAAUUGAACAUGACCCGGCGGAAUAAAUUAUAUCUAGCCAACACACAAUUAAAGUAAAUUUCAAUUACUUUAAUAGAACAAUAUUACAUUGAUACUUAUCUUAACGGAUCACUCAAUUCGAAUAAUUUCCACAAAGUUUUUAAUAUUUUAUAUAUUAAACAAAUUUCUAAGUUUCUAAGAGCACGAAAGCACAGCUGUACACGAGAAAAGUUGCCAGAUGAUGAGAAACAAAUUUGCUGAGUACAAAUUUUAUAACAAACAAUAAAUCAAUAACUAAAUAUGCCAGAGACAUGAAAUUUUUCCACCGAGAUGGUAUGAGAGAACUUAAUGGGAGCUGGUGUAAAAAUUGGAUGAUGGGCGUGGCACCGCCCACUUUUUGGUUAAAUCUCAUUUCUCUAGACUCAACAGAUCGAUUUCAACAAAAUUUAGUACUUGGAUUUCUUACAUUCUCAUGAGACAUUGUAACAAUGGGAGAAAUCGGACUAGAACCACGCAUUUUUCCUAUAUAACACAAUUUUAAAUCCCACUUGAUUCGUUCAGUUUCCAGUACUCAAAUCAAAAAGCAAAACUUGCACGAAUAAUGUAUGUAGUAUGUCCUUGAGCGGAUCCCCGGGGGGGAGGUGGCGGAAAAAAUUAAAAAUUCAAAACUAUACAUUAUUUUCAUCAUAAGUCACAUUCUGCGAAGAAAAGAACUUUGAGUUGCAAGUACAACAUUUUUUAGUUCCCCUCCCAAAAUUCUACUCUGGAUCCGCGCUUGAGUAUGUCCCACCUUAUGACCAAAAAUUGUCUAAACCCAAUAAAAACUGGUUAAGCCCCUAGGUACAGAAUAUUUAAACCCCGGGAACAAUAGUUGACUUUUGAUCGAAAAUGUUGAUCAAUGAGUUAUAUCUAUAUAUAUAAAAAUGAAAUGGUGUAUAGUUGUAACGCUAAAACUCGAAAACGGCUGAACCAAAUGAAAUACUUCCUUUGGGGGAUUUGUUUGUUAUUACUACGCGCAGGUCAUGUCUUAAAAUCAGAACAAAAUAUUAAGGGGCGUAGCACCUCCCAUACAAAUUGAAUUUUUCAAGUCGAAUAUCUUCAAAAGUGUUUAAGGUGGGAACUAGAAAAUUGGUACAGAGCUACAGGAUAACAACACUACUCUCACUUAUAAAACCGGGGGCUAUCGAAUAAGGGGGCGUGGUACCUCCCAUACAAACUAAAUUUUUUAAGCAAAAUAUCUGAAAGGGUUCAAGGUAGGGACCUGAAAAUUGGUAUAGACCUAUAUGGUAUCAAAAGCCUUCUUACACAUAAAAGAAGGGGUAAUCGGAAAAGGUGGCGUGGCACCUCUCAUACAAACUGAAUUUUUCAAGGUGAAUAUCUUCAAAAGUGUUUAAGGUUGGAACAUGAAAAUUGGUAUAGAGCUAUAGGAAACAACACCAUUCUCACCCAUAAAACUUGGCGUUAUCGAAAAAGGGGGCGUGGUACCUCCCAUACAAUUAUUUUGGUUGUAAAUCCAUCAUAUAUUUAUCUCAUUUUCCACCUAGCACAAUAUUUUGGUUGUUUCUUGCUAUUUUUGUUUAUUUAUCGGUGACAGUAGCGGUUAUAUCGUAAUUUUGGUUGUGUUACGUGCUAUUUUUGGUUUAUGGAAAUGGCAGUUUUAUGAAACAAACAAAUUAAAUUAAACGUCAAUUUUGCUUUGCAAUCGAACUCACAAAAUUUAGAGGGCAAUAAAAAUGCGCCUUGCUUUACUGAUAUAUUGAUAUAUUUUAUGUUUUAAAGAGUGAGUUAUUUAGCGAAAGUGAUUUAGCGUGUUGGUGAAUACCGAUUUAUGUACAUUGGAAUUUAUCAUUCAAUUGAUCUGCUUCCUUAGUAUAAUUCAUUCAUUUUUGGAGUUUUCAAAGGUAAGUUAUUGGUUCGUAAAACCUUAUAUGAACUUUAUGCAAAUGAAUGAUCAUUUACAAUUAGAUAUUUGUUACGAUGCCAAGAAUCAGUACGCAUGGUAACACUUCUCGGAGUUCCCAGGCCGCAAGGAGAACACGAAAUAGCAGAGCACGUCAAAGGAAAGUGUUAUUGAGAGGGUAUCACCACGAAAUAGACUGCUGGAGAAUAGCACGCACCAGUUAGAAGAUGUCAACCAAACAUACAAUCAGCAAGAACGAUUGAGAAGAAGGGAAGUUCACAAUCAGCAACAACGAUCGAGAAGAAGGGAAGUUCGUGCUCGCCAAAGUGAUGAAGUAAGAUCACAACAUGCGAUUAUUCGACGACAACAGCGGCAACAUCUUUCUUUUGUGAACAUUGAACGGGCAGGUUUUCGAUAUGAUCCAAACAUUCAAUAUAGCGCAUCUGUUCAAAUCGGUCAGAUGUCAGUAGUUCGUCAAUAUUGCAAUGCAGUCAAAUUUAAAAAUGAACCGCCAGGGUUAUGUUGCGCCGGGGGAAAGGUUAUGUUUAAAUGAGUUAAGCAUCCGCCCACUCUUCCCGGAAAAACUGGCGCACCUUAAUAAACCAUCUCAGUUCACCACAGCUGAUACCACUCAACACAACUCAACACACCUCCACAUCAAUCAACGCACAUAACAAAAAGGCUGGAAAAAAGGAUAGCGAACACAUUCGAUCUAUACAAGCCGCACAUUUACAUACAUUCGUUUCUGAUACAAUCGUUUACCCACUGCGCCGUGUUAACACCUACACCGAUCUAUAAUUCACCGAUCCUGAGUGCGUGAAUUCGAUUCUUCAGUAAUUCAGAGCGCUAUAUCAAGAUCGACUCAUCAGCAACCACCGGGCUACAUCGAUUCAACAGCAUGUCUCGUUGCGUCAUCUGGACACCGUCUCGACUUUAUUUAUAGUGUACAUUAAGAUAAAUUUUAUGUCAUAAUGCAAUAAAGCCAUUAUAAAUAUAAAUUCCUCUUGCAUUCUGUUUCUAAUAAAGUGGUAGUGAGUGAAUCAUUGGAAAAAAUAACUAGUGGAUUUACACCCCUUUAAACAUGGUCCUUCGAGCCUAAAAGACAGGCACUAUAAAUUAACAGGCACAAAGCGAACCACAAAAAAUAAAAUAAAACAAUAUCUAGUGCGGUAGAAGUGCAGUGGCGAACAAAAAAAAAAAAAAAAAAAUAUAUAUAUAUAUAAACCAAACAAAAAAGCUUAAAAAACAAAAGUGCAGUGCCCCAAACAAAACAAAAACAUACCUAUAAACCUACAUACAUACAUAUGUAUAUACAUUAAGUGAAAACUGCGAAAAAAAAAAAAAGUGCAGUGGAACAAAGAAAAACCCAAAGCUGCGGUGACAAAAACAUAAACUUACAAAAACAAAAUAUAUCAAACAGUUUUAACAGGCACAACAAAAUAAAAAAAACUCAGACAAUAAAAACAAAUUUUAAACAAACAAAAUCCCACACAAUCAUUCGCGAAAGCGAAAAUAAAACAAGAAGAUAAAACACAAAUCGGGCGCGAAAAAAUAAAGCACCAAUAAAAAAAAAAACAAA